Molecule: messenger RNA, 900 nt
Organism: Salvia miltiorrhiza (redroot sage)
Lineage: Eukaryota; Viridiplantae; Streptophyta; Magnoliopsida; Lamiales; Lamiaceae
Product: protein DELAY OF GERMINATION 1-like
Exons: 1
Coding region: 1-768 (255 amino acids)
Biological process (GO): DNA-templated transcription
Molecular function (GO): sequence-specific DNA binding
Source: RefSeq, a predicted model, not a curated record
AUGGGAAAAGAGGAGCAAGAAAACUUCCAAGAAUUCUACACAAAGUGGAUAGGAGAGCAGCGGCAAGAGCUGGGGCGCCUCCUCCUGGCUUCCAAAUCCUCCCAUUCCCAAACCGACUCGCCGCUUCCGCUCUUAGUCUCCCGCUGUGUCGCGCACUACGAAAAAUACUACAAAACCAAAUCCAAAUGCGCCAAGACCGACGCCCUCCUCCUCCUCUCGCCGCCCUGGAUCAGCCAGCUCGAGGACGCCUUCAUCUGGGUCGGCGGCUGGCGCCCCACCGCCGCCUUCCACCUCCUCUACUCCAAGUCCGGCCUCCAGCUCGAGGCCAAGUUCUCCGGCGUCGGCGCUUUCGGCGUCGGCCCCCUUGAUCUGAGCGAUCUGACGGCGGAGCAGCUGGGGCUCAUCGACAAGCUGCAGCGGAGCACGGUGGCGGAGGAGCGGAGGAUAUCGGAGAAGGUGGCGAAGCAGCAGGAGAGUGUGGCGGAUGCGGAGAUGGUGGAGCUGAGUCAGACCAGCCGAGCGGAGGACGACGGCGAGGGCAUUAUCGGAAGGAGGAUUAAAUCAGCUAUUAGAGUCAAGGAGGAAGGCUUCCAGAAGGUUCUACAGAGUGCGGAUGAUCUCCGCCUCGGAACACUCAAGGCCGUCGUCGGCAUCCUCUCGCCCAUCCAGGCCGUCCAUUUCUUGAUCGCCGCGGGGGAGCUGCAUCUCAGCCUGCAUGAGUGGGGGAGAGACAAAGACGAGAGAGACACCAUGCAACAAUCUACUUGAGAGGAUCCCCAUUUUCCCUUCCUGCUUUUCGUUUACUUUAGUGGCGUCUGUUUCAGCGUUUUUACUCUCUUAUUUGUAGUCUGUAACUAAUGUUUGAAUGUAAAAUUCAAGCAAUAAAUGUAUUAUUUAUUU